AUGUCUAGUCAGUUUCCGCGAAUCAUAUUGCUCAGUCUGUUCAUUUUUUCCGCCUUAUCGCUCACAAAAGACUCUGCUCCGAUAACAGAUGACCCGUGGGACUUGGACGGACCAUGCCAGAAGUACGUUGAGGUUUGCAAAAACCGAACAACAAAAAAAAACUUUUGAAAAUCUGCAGAAAUUCGCCGUAGUUCAGUCAGAGAUGGUGGCUUGCGCGACAAACUGGUCGAUUCCUCCGAAAGUGUGCACAAACUGUUUUCAGAAUUUCAUAAACUUCAAGCAGUUUGAGUAUGAAACUAAGCAUUUGGUAAUUAUAUUUUGAUCCGAUUCAAUCGUUUGUUUUUUUUCUUAGGAUAACGUAUUUUCGCUGGACAAUCGAACAUGUUCCCAAGUUAUCUACGAUAACUAUUUGCUCUCUUACAGCAGUGACAUUUCCACCGCACUGACGUCGAAAAUCUGGGAGCAAUCUCGAUGCGACUGUAAGUUUUACCCGUUUUACUGAUAACUUAUGGGGCUAUUCUGGCAUGUUUUUUUCCGUUUUUUUUUCAAAAAACCCAAUUCAGCGAUGUAAAAAAACGAAAAAAAAAGAAAGAAAACAAAUAUACGUUGAAUAGCCCCAAUAUUGUGUUUUUCCAGCAUGCAUCAAAAUUGAAUGGAACUUCCCGGCAAACAAAUCGGAAGUUCAUUUCAGUGACAAUACACUGCAGUUCCAGAACUUAUUGUACGAAUGGCGCAACUGUGUUGUUAACUACACUUCUGAAGAUGUUUUUGAUCACGACGUCAGUUAAAAGUUCUCAAUUUAUCAGCCCAUCAUUUCGUUUUACAGUUGACGAACGGAAGCAAAAUCUGCAACCUUUGCAAAAGCCCGUUCAAUGAGCUCUUCGGUUACUACUGGAAAAUCUACAUCACUCCAGAUGUGGAUUUCUGUGUCGACGUGGAAACAACAAUGAACGACACGAUCCAUUUGUGGAACGAUGUGUGGCAGUGCGCAGAGAAACAGGACAGAAACCGUGACCUCGCUGGAAUUAUGAUCACAUUCGCCACUUUGCUUCUGCUCACCGCACUUUUCUACGCGGCUAGCUACAUUCAGGGUGGCGGACAGACACGGAAUCUCGUCAGAUGUCAGCUCAUCUGGUCAUUCCGUUUCCUGACAAUUUGGUUACAGAUUCCCGUCUGGACGAUCCUCGUGGUCUGCGUUCUCGACUGCUUUCUUCCGGAAUGACGGAUGCGGAUUAUGUCCACAGGGCCUCUCCAGAUUCAUCUUCCUCAAUUGCCUACAAUGUACCGGUACACCAAACCAGAUGACACCUUCCUGUGAUUCUCCCCGACGCCUUCUUAGUCUCUGCCUUCUUCCUUUUUGUAAAUACGUUGUCAAUAAAUCGCUCAAUUGUUUCUUUUUCCUGUUCUUUUCUUUCAUCAUCGGAUGUUUUUUUUCAUCGCUUUUUUACUUUUGCCAAUAAAUCUGUCUCUCUGACAGAUUAAAAACAAUAUUCCAGAUUCUGCGAGAUUCCAAACGAUUGCUCCACAAGCAAGUACUUCCGUCGUCGUCAAUCUUCUGCAUAGCGUAAGAACACUACUUUUUUUUCAGUCGUGUAGCUGAAACUGAAAAGGAAAGUCCGUAAAAAGUGCAAAUCCAUCUGUGUUUAUGCCGCAGGUGCUUGUAAAACCAGUUCUCAUCCCUUCUGCUAGCAGGUGCCUGGCACAUCUUCGUUUGAAUCUUGACGAUCGAAAAUGAAUCUGCGACUGUGUCGGCUCGUAAACGAGACGCCGAAUGACCGCGUCUGCUCGUAACGUGCUUGUUAACCCGUCCGCAUGUUGCUCGGUUCCUGGCUCGUCAGGCGCAACAGCCCGGGCGAAAAACGAUGAGUUCGUCCGGGAAGCAUUGUUUGUUCGGAGGGCGCGAGGAUGCGCGCAGCACACCUCGACCGUCCGGACGAGAAGCGGCAGCCGCGCGGCGAUUCUCGUGUUAUCGGUUCAUUCAUGUAAAUAGUUGUUGUUCGACAGCCCUCUCUUUCCUUUGCCGCUUUCCCUCCCACUUCCACUUUCGGCGUAUCGAUCCGAUCCGCUGCUGCCGCUUGCUUCCGGCACCUCGUCUGCCAGGUGUUCGAGCAGUCAUUCACGUCGCUACUCUCAAUUGACUUCCAUGUUUGUGGUCUCGCGCAGUCGAUUUUGCGAAACACUCGCUCGCGCGCUCAGUUUGUGCCUCACUUUUUUUGCAAGUAUGUGUUUCGCGUGAUGUUGUCAACGUGUCUCAAAAGUGUUUCCAUUUUGAAGGACGGAAACCACCGAAAACAUUUUUUACCCUAUGUCACAUUUUGGCAGAAAUCGUCACAAAUUGAGUAGCACCACUGGAAUAAUUCAGUUCGUUCCUUUCCGACAACUGCUUCAUCACAACACACACACCCAGAGCACUAGGUUAAAUCCCCAGUGACAUUGCUCGUUUUUUGUCCUCCCUCUUAUCUCUUUCAUGCUUUCGAUCUCCCGCCGACCAAUUCACACGCAUCUCGUUAUACCAGGUUGUUCUUUUCCGCUUCGCUCCCAGCCUGCUGCUCUUUUCAUUCAUCCUAGUUUAAUGUUCCUUAAGAAAACGCGUGUAAGUAUGCACUUUAUCAGCAGAUGUCGCCCUCCCCCUCGCCCUCUUUCUCCUCUUACAUCCGAUCCCCGAUAUGUAUACAAAUGCGAUCACAAAGCGACCGAUCGAGCGGUGUUCGGCGCCACACCGCGAAUAAUAAUUUCCAAAUUAAGGGCACUCCGACGCCUUGCUAGUCACUUCUCGCGCGCGGGGCAUAUAAUGUUGAUAAUGUUGGCGGAAGGCCGUAGAACAGUCAGUCGUUUGUUCACAAUAGUUCUGGAUUGGGGGAAAGACCGCCCGAUCUCUCUUCGUCUCCCGUUUUGACUGUCGACUGACACUUGCGCACGUAUACGAGAGACGUUUAAUUAGCCCAAUUUAUACACCUGCCCAUGCAGCACCGGCUGUUUGCACCUCCCGGAUUCCGUCCUGAUGAUGGUCCAGCUGUCUUGGCGGAAUAUGCGAGAAGCCUUCCGGAAAAUACCACACUCAUUCGGUUUUUGUCCUUCCGAAUAGAUACAUAUCGAUGUCCUCACGGUUUAGUCGGAUGAGAUGUGUGUUCUACGUUCACUAUCCGCUUCCGAGGCAGAUCGAUAUCUGUGUCAUCCAUCAACAAGGUACAGCUGCCGCUCCCGCGCUAACAGAACAAAGACGCCAGUGUAGGUCGAAAUGAUCAGACAAAGUUACUGAUCAGUGUGCACUGGUAGACUCAAGGUUCCAUUAACAAACAGUUAUGGGAGUUCAACAUAUAUUCCGAAGAUAUUUGCUCAUUUCCAGAGGGCUUUCGUAAUUUAUGUGCUCCGACAGCAGGGCGCUCAACGAAGUUACACCGCCGGCUACUACGGCUGGGCCGUGUAUAUCUUAGUUUAUAGCACUUUGACGCACCGCGUGCUUCCGGAGUCGUAAACGUGAUGCGAUGCGACCGCCACAAUAACAGUCUCCACUUGCCACUAUCCGCAAUGACUAUCCUUUCAUCCGUUUGGAGUGCCACAGUGGGCGGCUGUUGCCUGCUUAUUUGACCCGCUUCUCUUUUGCUUCCGCAAAAAAUCAACCGCAAAUCGUUGACAGUUUAACGAGUACUAAUUUUGUUUGUGAGUGUGUGUGUGUGUGGAUUCUUGAGAGUUUCAGAGAGACGAAACACGACGAGAAAGAGAGACAUGAUUGGGUCGGUGCGAACCAGCAAGAGAGGAGUGGAUGAAGAACGGUGGGGGAUAGGGCACGGCGGGCAACUGCUGUGUGUAUAAUGAUGCGGUUGUUCGGAGAAGCGGUACUGCGCAAGAGGAGACGCAGACACGGCGUGCAGGCGGAAAGUUUCAAGUGCGUCGACAGCCGAUGUCUCUCUCUCUCACCCUUACGUCCCUCUCGUUGCGGAGAGACAGACAACCCGACGAGCGACCUAUCCGUCUCUUCUGACUUUUCGCCCGUAAUCCGGCCGUUCCCCUCCUCAGAUCUCCCACCAGUACUAGGAAACCUCUUUUCGAACUUGUAACAUCUUUGAGAAGUUCUCCAAGAUCAUACUUGUCGACAGCCAAACUUCUGUGAUCCAUGCUAAAUGUUCCAAUUUGCAUACCACGAGUGUCCGUUUCCAUUCUGAAACAACCAGACACCCAAGUUGCCCCGUACAGGCUCGUCUUUCUCUAAUUCUUGCGCUAUUUGCUCGUUAUCCAGCUCAUCACCUUACCAUUACCACUAUCAUCCCUCCGCUUUUCCUCGAGCUCUUUCGUUCCUCCCGCUCUUUGAUUGAAUUUAUCGAUUGUCUGUCUUCUCGUAUUUCUUCCAGUUGAAUACGGGAAAUUGAAGAGCACUUCCGUCUUCGGAGUAAUUGACUUUCAAGAAAGAACCUCUUCUCCAGUUACGAACUACUCCCACACAAAGAUUCUUUGUUCUGCGUGCAAAGCUCCGUUUUCGAAUAAAGAAUGCGUGUGAUCAUUUGACGUGGCAACGUGAGAAUGUCAAGAGUCGCUGACUCAUUUUGAGUGUCCCCAACCACGCUUUUCCGUCGCCUUUCGCAAUUUUUUCAAGGUAUGAAGAGCUUUGAAGUCUAUCUGUUUGUCGGAUGUAAAGCCAUUUAGAGGAGUCAACAUUCCUACUCAUAAAACCAAUUGAAUAUUUCUUCCUUCUUGUAACAUAAUAAGGCUCCUGUGACACAUUGCCAGCAUUUCUGUAGCUACAGGCCGCACAUUCUCGAACCAUUGUUCGUCAACGUCACUUCUCUCCGCUUUCCUCUCCGCCUUUCAUCGUUUUGACCGAAAAAACAACUCACAUUUUUCGCUUUUACAGAUGGGUCAAGACGACGAGGACGAUGCGCAGAUGCUGCAGGCGAAGCAGCAGAUCACAUUCAACGUCAUCAACAAAAGAAAGGUGAAUAUUUCGCGUUAAUACUACUGAAUUCGCAUGAAUCUGUAGCGAAUUCGUUGCCCUUGGCCGCAGAAAACGCCUCAAAAGUGAACUGAAGGUGGGCGGGAAAGAGGAUUCCCCGUCUCUUCUUCCCCGAUGUGUAUACAUCCGAUUCUCAUAUGUUUCUUUUUUCCGAAUAAACGAAAACAAAAUGUUAUGUCAGCUCUGCCUAUCGCUUAUUCUCUUUUCCAUACAAACACAUACAAUAAAAGUGAGUCAGACGGUGACAACUCUCUGUCCGUCCGGGAAGACCCUUUCCUUCUUCUUUUCUUCUCAAAAGAAAAAAGAACGAAAGUGCCCGAGCCAUCCUCAUUUUAGUUACGCCCGCUGAUUGCACUUCCCCUUUCAAAGCGAAUUUCAUCACCAAUUCCUCCCGUGCCUGCUCACACGGUUAGAUGAACCGACACAGCCCUGAAGUCGCAAAUCCAGUCGUAAUUUUUGCUAAUAACUCGUGCAAACAGAUGCAAACACGAAUUGUGUGUGGCAAUUUUUGCCCUGCUCGGGAGGCCUCGCACGUUUUUGCACUUCGUUUCGAAUGUCAGCUUUCCCAUUUUGUUCCGUUAGAAGCUAGUUGAUUUUGUUGCGCAGUGACGAGUGAAAGUACAGUAACAAUAUCAUUUCCAGGAUCAGUUACGUCGGUGGCAGAGCAGCGAGAUGAACGCCGAACCCUCGAGACGGAUGAAGAGGCCGAAAGUGCAGUUCCAGGAUAGUGACAUAUUUCUGUCAGCGUGCAUGUCGGGAGACGAAGAAGAAGUCGAGGAGCUGCUGCUCAAAGGCGCCGACAUAAAUACGUGUACAGUAGACGGGUUAACGGCUUUGCAUCAGGUGAGCGUCACUUCAAAUUGUUUCAAAAUUAGUUUCGUUUCUCCAGUCCGUCAUUGAUUCAAAGCCAGACAUGGUACGGUUUCUGUGUGAAAAAGGAGCAGACGUGAAUGCACAAGACAACGAAGGCUGGACCCCUCUUCACGCAGCCGCGUGUUGUGGAAACGUCGCAAUUGUGCGGUACUUGUGCCAGCACGGAGCAGAUCUCUCAAUUGUAAACAGUGAUAAAGAGCUGGCUCUGGAUCUGGCAGUUGAUGAACAGUGUCGAGAGUACCUCGAAGACGACUACAAACGGCAGAUGAUAGACCUGGAAGCGUGCCGAGAACAAGAAUUGCACACUAUGCUCAGAGAUGUAAAAUCUUGGAUAAGCACUGGAGAGUACAAGUGAGUGCAUUCACAGUAUGGCGGUGUUGAGAUCAGCCUUUUUCCAGAGAUGUUCCUCAUCCACGGACAGGCGGAACUGCAGUACAUGUGGCAGCCGGACGAGGAUACACGCAAUUGCUGGAGAUGCUCAUUAAAGCGGGCGGCAACGUGCGGGCACAAGACAAAGACGGCUGGACUCCGUUGCACGCAGCAGCUCAUUGGGCGGAGCGGGAUGCUUGCAAGAUGCUCUUAGAAAAUGGUGCUGAACUCUCUGAUCUCACUUUCUCGGUUAGUUUACAAAAAACAGCGAAUUGCAUUGAAUGAACCAUCUUAUAGGGUAUUGAUGUGCUCGGGGUCGCCGAUAAAGAGUGUGUGGAUUAUAUAGUCGAGUUGGCAGACACUGUGAAAGCACGGGAGAAGCGGAAAUCACCAGCUGGGUCGUUACCGCCGGCUUCUGUGCUUCAGGAGAAGAAUGCACGGACGCCGUCACACGAGGAACACGUGCUGUCAAGUGAACGAAAGCGCGAUUUGCAGCACCAAGACCAGCACAGGUAUACAUUUCCGUCUGAGUUGACAAGAGUCUGCAUGUUUUCUUCCUCUUCGCACCUAUUGCUUCUCUUGUUCAGCGAAAACGAGUUCUUGCACUCUGCGCCGAGCACUGGUUCGACUUCUUCGGCCAACACCACCACCACAACUACGAUAGUGAUUGGUGAUUCGCAAUCUGUCUCGAGAGAAUCAUUGAAAGAUACUGCGGAAGAUGAAGAAUGUCUGGCAGAAGAUGAAAUGGAAGCUGAGGAAGAAGAAGAAGGCGACCAAGACGAAGAAGAAACAACCGAAGAAAUAAGUGAGAUGGAAUCGAGGAAUGGGAAAGAGACUACGGUAUCUGAAGCGCGAACGGAGACUUCUCGGAGUUUGUCAGUCUCCAGGUAGGCACUGAAUCAGUUAUUCUCAUUUUACGCCUACUUUCCCCUUUUGUUCGGCACUUUCCCGAAAUUCCCAUUUUCACACUAUUAGUUUUCUUCUGAUUCGUUGUUCACCAAUGUUAUUCAUUUCCAGAAGUCUGGAUGGUUACUCAGAACGCUCGAGUGCCGGUAGAGAAUCGUCUGUCGAAACAAGUGAAGCCGCAUCGGAACCUUCCCGUUCUGUGUCCGUUUCCACUUCCAACUCAUCCCGAUUCGUUUCUUCGUCCACUUCAUCCUCACAAAGAUCUGCAUCAGUUGCAUCAUCAGAAACUCCAAGAUCCUCUCUGGUUUGUAAAAUUACUCACAAACCGAUAAAAACUCCUUUUCAAGUGUUUUCAGGAGAGCUCUUCUGUCGGAAGCGGAGAUCAGACAGUCAGUGCCACCGUCCCGAUCGCUCCGUCAACAGCUCCUCCAAAAGCGAUUCAUCAGAGCCCAAGUUCGUGGAUCAACAGAGGGUUCCCAUUGUCAUCCAGGUGUGUUACAUAAGACGGAAUUAAGGCCACGCGACCUUUAGUCAAAAUGUCAUUUUGGAAAGCAUUAGUCAAACGCUGCGUCCUCUUUUUACCAUAAAGACAACACGAAGACGAUGAUGAAUCAUAUCUGUUGUAUAAAUAUGAAACGCGCAUGUACAGUCAUCUGUGUUGCUAUUUCUAUCUUCCCUCGCAUUUUUCUUCAAACGAGCGUUCCCUUUUUCAGAAGUUCGUCAGCGUCUGUCACUCGGAGCAGUUCGACGCCGGCCUCCGAGAUAAUCUCGCCUCCGGCUUCCCUCCAUUCGCAGCACUCCUUUCCAUCUUCGAGCGUUGCAGUACCGUCUUCUUCGACCACCGUCACUCCGACUUCUGUCCCGUCCACUCCAGUCUCGAACAUUAUGGCAGCGACCAUCUCAUCGUCUGCCAAAAACACUCCUUCUCCGGCUGGAAGUGUCACUAUUACCGCUACCUUCUCGAAACCAAGGUACGCUAUUCUCCAAACUGCUUUCCCAUCCCGUCCUUUUGAGUUAUCGUCUCUUUUAUGUUAUUUUUUGGUUUCUUAUCCAAAUGUCCUAGUCCAUUUACGUUCUGUGUCCACAUUUCAGCAGGCCAGAUGAGGUUUACCGUAGUCCGUCACAGCCUACGAACGUCCCAUGGGCUUCUCUGUGGCACAAUGUGAACAACUCGUCAAGCGGUCAGAUUCGCUCUCACAUAGAACAGCUGCGAAACGCGUCUUCUUCUUCUCUGGCGUCCUAUCCACGUGUCAGUGCAUUCCGUCCACCAAUAAAGACCGCCUCGUCGGCUUCGGUGACUGCCUCGUCAACUCCUCAACCAGUUAUCGCCGAAUAUCCUCGUGGAUUUGUGCCCCACCAAAUCAAUCCCGUCAAAAUGAGGUUCAUCGUGUGUCUCUGUGUCUUGCAUGCCCUAUCUAACAUGUUGUCAGUCUCGAAACGCUAGACAAUGACCCUCAAUCCACAAUUGUUCCCUCGCCAGGAAUGAAUUCUGUUUUUGGGGAGCACUAGACAUCAACGUUUAUUUCAGCCGGUGGCAGUCGAAGACGGUGACUGAAAGCGAGGCCGAACGGCGCAAUAACUCGCGAAUGCAACGUCAGCAUCGUCGUUCCACUCAAGGAGUUACGAAAGAGCAGCUGGAGGAGGCGAGCAAGUUUGCGACGGACGAGACUAUCAGACGCAACUCGCAACUGCUUUCUACGACGCCAUCGACGGUAAGAACUUCUCUCGCUAAGAUUCAAAAGUUAAUCGCACCAAGAAACAACUCUGUAUCCCUGAAUCUAACUGCAUAUUUCUUUCCCAGCUCGGCGUGCAGUUCCUUUUCAGUUGCAGGUACGUCUUGCUUCCGAAGAGAAGGAUCUCUCGUCAACAAGCGAGGAGGUGAAAGACGGCGACGUGACCACUUCGGCAACUGUUUCGCUUGCCAACUCGCCCAACUCGAACGCGGCGAAUGUGAGGAGAAAGAGUCAGGUAGGCAUGAAAUCUGACACCCUCUUCUUCCUUUCCCCGCUCCCCUUGAUCUUCCUUAGUUCUCCUAUAUCGUGUGUUUUGAUCAUCUGGAACCGGUAGAGGCGUGUUUUAGUGUGCUGUCCUCUUUUCAGGGGCUCUCCAUCUCUCGCUCAAAUCGUCGCGCGACCGGGCCGGUCAAUCCGGAGGACCUGGUCCAGUUGCGGCCUCAUGCUAUGGAACCGUCCAGUCCGGCCAUGAGUCUGCGGCUGGCCACUGCAUCCAUCUCAUCGCAACCAUAUUCGCCCGCUUCAAUCCGUUCGAAUGCUGGAACUCUGCCAACUGUGACGUCGCGGUUCUCUGAGAAGGCACAGUCCCUCCCGCCGGCCACGAACGGAACGGUAAGGUCUAUGUUGUGGAAAUGCAGUUUUCCUUUUCCCUUCUACGUUUGCUUCUAUUAGAUACCAUAGAAUGUUUUUUUUCGGGCCCCAGUCAAGGGUUUUUAACUUCUCUUCUCCGAAAUAUUUAACUGCGUUUCGGACGUUUUUUUGCUGUAAUGUCUGGGAGAGCGGCGCAUCCGAGUGUCAACAAGAUCACUGAUCGACUGAAACCGAUACCAUAUCCUAUCUUUGUUCUAUCUGUUUGCUCGGACUCCCACACACGCAAAAUUUGAGCGACUUUUUUCUAGAUGCCAUUGAAAUUCCAUCUAUAGCGCUACCUUCGAAAAGUAAUACAACAAGAAUGCAGUUAUUUUUAAGCCCAAAAACAAAUGUGACACAUCGAAUAGUCUGUGCAGAUGUUUGUGUGUCCUCUCGAAACUUUGAAAAGACGCAAUUUCUCUGCCUCUAGCCACUUUCAUAUAACGUCUCGCCGUUGCCCCGCCUUGGUUCAAAACAAAUAGAUUUUGAGAUGGGUGCACAGAGGAGCCGGGCACAAAGACUGCAAAAGCCGCCAUGGCCACUAGUAUUUCGAGCCCAAUGAUUCUUAGAUCUAGAAAUCUACGAAUUCGAGCACCAUAUUCACAAGAUAGAGCUAAGCAACGAUCAUUUAGCAGCGACAGAGUGAAAUACUCUUUUCAUUGCCUCAAUUUGAAAACUGUAACUAUUUCAGCCGUCGAGCCAAUCGCUCUCUUCGCGUAGUGCCGUUGUUGCUGGUCUGUCGGCUGCUCCCUCGAUGAGAUCCGCUGGCGUGGCUCCGCUCUCCGCGACCGCGUCUUCCCGAUUCCUGCCGUCCUCAUCCCUUUCCUCGAACAGCUCUUCCAACCCAACCGGUUCUUAUGCUCUACAGGUAACUCUUAUCUUUUGGCAUUUCCAUAGUUUCCGUGUUCCAGAGCCGUCCAACUGAGACCAACCUCAACUACAAAGCUCUAUUCGAAAAGGAACGGACGGAGUGCGAUCGACUGCGAAGGGAGGUGGACGACUUGCGGAGAUCGCAGACUGCUGAUGUAUGUUUCCAUUCUCUGUUUGCUUCGACCGAUUGAACUUUCAGACCUGGCGCGGAAACUCAACGACGCCAGCUUGGAGAACUCGCAAUGCCUCGCCUUCCGCACAGCCACACAAUCUGUCGGUGGCCAAGUCUACUUCUCUUGCUUCUUUCGAUGAGAAUGAACGCAGAAGUAUGGAGAGGAAGAUUGCCGAUUUAGAAUUGCAGCUGAAGGUGAUCACAAUGAUGCAACUUUACGAAAUUAAUCCUCUCUUUUUUCAGACCUCUCAGAAUCUUCGGAUGGAAAAUCAGCGAUUGAAAGAGGAGAAUGGAGCGCUAGUUCGUGUUAUAUCCAAAAUGACGAUUUAG
Caenorhabditis sp. 36 PRJEB53466 is the source of this 10831-nucleotide messenger RNA. NCBI's taxonomy places the organism in Eukaryota, Metazoa, Nematoda, Chromadorea, Rhabditida, Rhabditidae. The record is from the annotation of a GenBank genome assembly.